Thyridium curvatum is the source of this 2061-nucleotide messenger RNA. RefSeq lists its product as uncharacterized. Lineage: Eukaryota; Fungi; Ascomycota; Sordariomycetes; Thyridiales; Thyridiaceae. The record is from RefSeq and is a predicted model, not a curated record. The transcript has a single exon. The coding region runs from base 1 to 2061 and encodes 686 amino acids.
AUGGAAACGAUCCGGAGAGCGGUAUACCAUGCUAUUCUCAUAGGUAUUAACUCUCCAGACACGGAGGACGAGAGAGGCCUGAGUGGAUGCGUUCCAGACGUGCUAGAAAUCACCAAGAAGCUAGAGCAAUGCUCCAUCGAUGGUCUGCAUAUUCAGAGCCUGAUAGCGAGCUUUCAGCCAGACCGACGCGAGCCGAUCGAGCCGGCACAGCUCUGGCCUACUUAUGACAAUAUCCACUCGUGUCUCUCCAAGGUUGUGAGAGAAACGCAAGCUGGCGACUUUGUAUACAUACAUUUCUCCGGGCACAGCACACUGGUCCCUCCGAGGUACCCGCAGUCGAAUCGGCAUACAGGCGAUUUAGCACUCGUCGUACUCGAUGGUCCAGCCGCAGACGAACUGCGGUACUUCCACAGCAUGCAGCUAGCCGAAUACCUCAAGGCAUUGGUUCAACAGCAAGUCCGCGUGACUAUCGUUCUAGACUGCUGCUAUUCUGGAAGCACCUUGCGACACGAAGAAGUAAUUCGUUACCUCCCCUACUGCCCCGAGCUAGACAAGAAACAUCUGUCAACCGACGGCACAGCGCCCCUUGGACCCAUGACCUCAGAGCAGUCUUCUCUUCGGGGUCCAAGACUACCAACUUUGGAGCUCAACUGGUUGGCUGACCCAGAUGGCUUUGCAAUUCUCACGUCGAGCGACGCCACAGAACGGGCGUACGGAGUGAAGUUUGGGGACGGCUCACGGCAUGGAACACUGAGUUACUACUUGCUCGAGGCCUUCGACGAGGCCGAUGGAGUGGGUGGCAACAUGAUCCAGCUCUUCCAACAUGUCUCUGCCAAGAUCGCCGACAGCCGUCGUUACCACAAAUCAAAAAAGCAAAAUCCAAUGCUGAUAGGCAACAAAGAACAGCUAUUUUUCGGGCUCCCAAAACCAAGCUCCUUAGGUAACAUAGCUGUCACCAAGGUUGCGGUGGAAACCUACUCCAUGUUGCGGCUUCAUGCCGGAGCAGCCCAGGGAGUUGCGGUGGGAGACCUUUUCGCCAUCUACAAGUUUGGGCGUUCGAUUUCUCCCACUGAAGCUACACCCGUUAUCGCAGAAGCAUCGAACGUCCGCGGUAUUACGUCGAGUCUGCACGUCAUAGAAGACACGGGCGGACUUUCUAAAAACAUCGAUACGGGCUGGCUUGCAAGAGCCGUAACACGACACAACCUUCACCAAUAUCCAGUCAAAGUCGGAUUUAGCCCAGAAUACCGCGCAGAGUGGCAGGAAGCACUACAAAGUCGGCCAUCUAUGUCCUGGCACGAUCACAAUAGUGAAGCAGAUACAGAUUACCUGAGGCUCGAGGAAACUGACGAUGGGACGAUGAGUGUAACAGACAAUCAAGACCGACUUAUAGUGAAGUACGACGUGACAGAUGCCUCUGAAAGAGACAUACAGCAGUUCUUGAGCCGCAUCCAGCAUUUAGCUUCAUUCAUGCUUGUACGAGAUCUUGUGAAUCAUGACACUGAUAUUGGCACACAGCAAUUCAAAAGCUCGUUCACUGUUACUCUCAGCAAAGAAGACGACGAGGUUCCUUUCAAAUCAGGCUGCCACAAGACCUCAGAUGUGCACGAUGCAUGUGCCCAUCCAGACUGUGUGAUACAUCUCACUCCAGCGGAUACGGUUAAGCUGAAGGUGGAGAACAAAGCCCAGAAAAAGGAGGAGAAGGUGUUCCUUUAUGUCUUUGCUAUGGGCUCGGGAUGGGAAAUUACGGAAAUGACCAGGUCGAGUGGUGUUGUUGUUCCCGCCGCAGAUACACGAGAUGGGUUUGCUACGCCGGGCACUUAUCAGAGAGGGAUGCGAUUUCCGCUAGAAAACGGCCAGGAAGAAUGUGAGGAGGUGGUGAAGAUUUUUCUCACGAGGCAGCCCACGUCGUUCACCAUGUUGGAGCUACCUAGGCUUGGUGAAUAUAACCCCGUCCGCGUGAGAGCAGAGAGUGGCUACAGAUUGUCAGCAUGGGAGUCGGAGGACUGGGCUUCGGUCACCUUUCGAGUCCGUAUAACCGAGCUCAAAACGGGCUCGUAG